Cyphellophora attinorum is the source of this 525-nucleotide messenger RNA. RefSeq lists its product as uncharacterized. NCBI's taxonomy places the organism in Eukaryota, Fungi, Ascomycota, Eurotiomycetes, Chaetothyriales, Cyphellophoraceae. The coding region runs from base 1 to 525 and encodes 174 amino acids. The transcript is spliced from 2 exons. The record is from RefSeq and is a predicted model, not a curated record.
AUGGCUGAGGCACCAAAGAAAAAGCGGAUGAGCAGGUUAUGGAAGAAGUUCAAGGACUCGUUUAAGGAUCAAGGCCCGAUUGGCUCCUCUUCCUCAACAACAAGGGCAACAACAUCGACGCCUACAAAACCAGAACCGGCGCCGGAAACAUCGAAACCGGAAUCAGUGAAACCCACAAAGGAUUCAACUCCAGCAACGACGGACGCCGACAAGCGCUUAGAGAAGGCAAGGGCCAUAUUCAAGAAGUAUGAUUUCGAGUUCGACGAGGAGGAGUGGAACAAGGUUGAGCCAUCGAGGCAAGUGCAACGCGAAAGAGUCAACAAACCCAUCCGAAUGCGAGUCAAGUACACGUGUCACAACUGCAAGGCACAGUUCGGCCGGACGAAGACAUGCACCAGCUGUGAACACGAAAGGUGUAAAGACUGCACACGGUAUCCGCCAAAGAAGGACAAACCCAAGCUGACUCCCACCGAUCCUACUGAGGUUGACCCGGAACCUGGGACGGUACCAGCAACCACGAGCUAG